Molecule: messenger RNA, 552 nt
Organism: Effrenium voratum
Lineage: Eukaryota; Dinophyceae; Suessiales; Symbiodiniaceae
Source: the annotation of a GenBank genome assembly
AUGGAGGGCUUCCAGGUGGUGACCACCGAGGAGGUGGUUAGCGAGGUGGACAUCUUCACUUCGGCCACUGGCAACUUCAAGAUCAUCACGCUGGACCACAUGAAGAAGAUGAAGAACAACGCCAUCGUGUGCAACAUCGGGCACUUUGACAACGAGAUUGCCAUGGAGGACCUUGAGAACUUCCCCGGCAUCAAGGUGGAGAACAUCAAGCCUCAGGUGGACCGAUUCGUUUUCCCUGACGGCCACGGAGUCAUUGUGCUGGCCUCCGGCCGGCUUGUGAAUCUGGGAUGUGCCACUGGUCACCCGUCCUUCGUGAUGUCCUGCUCCUUCACCAACCAGGUGUUGGCGCAGCUGGACAUCCUGGAAAACUGCACCAAGGCGAAGAAGUACAAGAACGAUGUGUACCUGCUGCCCAAGCAGCUGGACGAGAAGGUGGCUGCACUGCAUCUGCCGGCGCUGGGUGCCCACCUUACCAAGCUGAGCAAGGAGCAGGCCGACUACAUUGGCGUUAAGACAGAUGGCCCCUUCAAGCAGGACACCUACCGUUAUUAG